AUAAUUAUGCGUUUCUCUUCCGUAAGCGUUGCCGCCCUCUCCCUCAACUAUGACAUCUGGUUUGUCCAUGGAGGAAAGAACCCAAUUGGUUCGUAUGAGGUAUUGCAAGCCGGUGAUGGUACUGAAACCUUGCCAUAUGGCAAGGUGGAGACCCUGAAGCCAUUCUCUGGAAAAAUCUUUAUUGAGUCAAGUUCCGAUACCUUCUUGUCCGGUGCUGAGAAGAAAGAAGUCACCGUCGAGUUGUUUGCAGGUGUGGAGGAUGGUAGCCCAUGCGUAACAGGUGACAAGAUCGUCCCUUUCGAAGGUACUGACGGAAACGCAAUUCGAACAGACUACUCUGCCGCUUCUUCAUCCUCCUACCUUCCAUCCAAAAAAAAUGGAAUGAUCGGUACGUUGUAACUUAUGCUCUUUUCAUUAGCCAUGUGCAGUACCCGUCACGCACCGAAACUAAUGUUCCGUGUUUUUUUUAAUAUUUAUUUUAGGUACUUCUACGUUCUCUAUUGACGACAUUCGUGAUCCAAGACUGCCAUCUCAAACCUUUACUACCAGCGAUGGCGUGAAUGGGCUAAUCAAACUCUGUGAGUAGCAUAUUUUGUGGCUUGGUGCUUCUGCCUCGUGCAGCAACGGUGCCCGCAACAUUGUUUGUAAUAUUGAUUCCUAACUAAUUUUUCUUUCAUGGCCCGAUCCGAAAUAGGCGUUCGUACUUCCAUUAAAAAUCUAGCCGGUCUAGACUACGUAUCAUUUGUCGACUCCUAUGUGGAAGUGGACGUUGAUUUCACUGCCAGUUUCGAAAAUUUUGACCAAACAAUCUCGAUUGCUGGAACCACUGGCAAAGAAUUAGCUGACGAUCGUUCAAUGAUCAUCGAUGUUGAGUCCUUUGUGUGUGGCGACAGCGGCAUCAAUGACGGAAUGCCGUAUGAUUCAAACUACAAGAUUGGUCAAGAGUUCAAGGUUUGUGUGCGUCCCGUAGAAGAGUAUAGAACCAUCUAUAAAGUCAUUGGUUUUAAGGAUGUUGUCUGUGGCGAAGCCGACGCUGAACAGCAACUAGUUAACCAAAACGGUGAGGGAAAUGAUCUGAUAGAGAUCUUUGUGGGUGCUGAGGUUGCAGGAAGCAAGGACUCAAGUGGGGAGAAUGAAAUGGGAUUAAGUGCAGCAGCAUUUCGGAGUGUUUUAGUAGCACCCUAUUUUGGAGAAAAUCCAUCCACUGAUUCCUUUUUCUCGUGCAGUGGUAAAGUAGAAUUGGGGUCCUUCUCUCCACCCCCCCCCGCGGUUGACAGUUUCAACGAAUUUUUAGGUCAUGAUGCAUUUGGCAAUGAUCUCAAGGAAGUCGAAGAUACGAAUCGGGAAGGAGCGGCGAAUGCUUGCCUGGAAUUACCAGAAUGCGUUGGCUUCACGGAAUAUCUCGGACGUUUCUACCUCAAGUCUUCCAUAAUUAUGGAAUGGAAAGAAAGUGCUGAUUGGGGGGCAACUUAUAUCAAGAAGGACUACAAGUAUGCGCUUAACAAUUUCAAGUUUCUUCCACAUCAGGAUUUCUAUGGUAACGAUCUCGUGGAUGCGGAACUCACAAAACUCAGAAAUGAAGGUGUUGAUAUCCAACGAGCGGCGGAGGCUUGCAUGGAAUUAGACAAUUGUGUGGCCUUCAAUAAUAAUUUGUGGUUCAAGGAUUCUGUGCCUCCAAAAAGUGUAGAAGAUUUCGUAGAUGGGGGAACUUACGUAAAGAACGACAACCAUGAUGGUCGACACUUGACGGCAGAGUUCUCGUACAGUGGAGGCAUCGUGUCGUCUGAGGAAAUGUCCCGUGGCCUCCAAGAAGAUUCUUCCGAGGAAUUAGGUAAUAGUCCCUUUGCCACGACUAUUCGGCUUUCGAUCGAAGAUCUCAACGGAGGGAGCCUUUCUUCUCCUGCAUCCACUGUUGAAUGGAGCAGAAAAGUUGGUAUUGGAGUUGCCGCAGUUGGUUCAGUGGUUGCAUUGCUCUAAAGAAGUUUUUUUUGUGCCGUUUUGAAGGAGCAAAGCAAAGAGUACAAGAGGAGUGAAUACCGGACAGAGGCUGUGAUUAUAAGAGCUGGAUGGAGAGCUCAUAUUUCAACUAAAUAGAGAAUAAGAUAGUGA
This is a messenger RNA of Pseudo-nitzschia multistriata, 2109 nucleotides long. Lineage: Eukaryota; Bacillariophyta; Bacillariophyceae; Bacillariales; Bacillariaceae. The record is from the annotation of a GenBank genome assembly.